AAGUUUGUUUUGUAUACGUAGGGGGCGCUUCUGUAGGAUAAUCUAACCUUUAAAUUGUACCUGCAAAGUCUUCGUUAGGGUAGUUUCAUUUGAUUCUGUUUCGCAAACAUGGGUAGAAGGUAUUACUGUGAUUACUGUGAUAAAGUGUUUAUAGAUGAUUUGGAUGCAAGGAAGAAGCAUCUCAAUAGUGCCCAUCACUUGAAGUUGAGGAAAGUACACUAUGACUUGUUUCGAGAUCAGAAGACUUUGCUGCAAGAGGAGAGUGUGAAAAUACCAUGCCGAAGAUUUUUGUCAGGUGGCUUCUGCCAAUUCGAUUCAAGCUGCAAAUAUACACAUUAUUCAGUGGAACAAUUGUGGCAGAUCAAAAAUCAGAUUGAAGCCGAAGAGCAAGCGGAAUUCUUGAAGAACAAUUCAAGUGCAGAGGUGCCUCCUGUGGAAACUUGGAUGGAAAAGUACGGGGAGCAGAAGAAUCUGAAAAAUGAAGAAUUCGUGUCGACCUUUUGGAGUUAUCCGGAGCAGUUGGAAACCAGACCGGAUUUGCCGCCGUCUUUGAAGAAAUUCCAACCCGAGUAUUUCACCGACGAUAAUUUCGCCGAUUGGGGUUAAUUGAAAUGAUGCAAAUGUACUUUUAUGUGAUAAAAUACCGAAGAAUGUUAAUACUCAAUACUUCCAUCAACUUUACGAGCUUAUUGUAAAUUGACUUUCGAUAAAAGAGAAAUAAUUAGAAACCUGAUGUAU
Messenger RNA from Nicrophorus vespilloides, 738 nucleotides. RefSeq names its product zinc finger matrin-type protein 5. The record is from RefSeq and is a predicted model, not a curated record. The transcript has 3 exons. NCBI's taxonomy places the organism in Eukaryota, Metazoa, Arthropoda, Insecta, Coleoptera, Silphidae. Gene Ontology annotation, cellular component: U12-type spliceosomal complex. The coding region runs from base 109 to 606 and encodes 165 amino acids. Gene Ontology annotation, molecular function: zinc ion binding.